This is a messenger RNA of Talaromyces rugulosus, 1422 nucleotides long. RefSeq lists its product as uncharacterized. The transcript has a single exon. NCBI's taxonomy places the organism in Eukaryota, Fungi, Ascomycota, Eurotiomycetes, Eurotiales, Trichocomaceae. The record is from RefSeq and is a predicted model, not a curated record. Bases 1 to 1422 code for a protein of 473 amino acids.
AUGGCGGCGCCGCAGUCUCCAUUGGAGAAGUCACAAUAUCACCACUUCAUUCCCCAAUUUAUCCUACGAAAUUUUGCACAUAAGUAUCGUCCCCCCAGAGGGAAAGGUCCCGCAAAGAGGAAUUCAAAUUGGGGUCAUAGUCAAAGGAAAACUGGUUUACGUCCUGGCGAACCAGCGCUCCAUAUCAUAGACCUUUCCAGUGACAAUCCAGACCUGCUCGAGUCCCCAAUUCGCCGAACUUUUGGAUUGAUGGACAUGUAUCGGGAUUUUUCAAAAGAUUCAGACCAGAAUUACCUCGAAAAUGAACUAAGCAAGCUGGAGUCGGAAGCUGCUAGGAUUAUUUCCAAGAUACGCAAAGCUUUCGAUUCCGGCGACCAGGCCGUGUGGAUCUCGCGAAACGAAAGAAAUAUCUUACGGAAAUUCCUCUUUAUCAUGAAAUACCGGGGGAAGAACUUUCAUAAGCGCUUUGUCAAUGGUGAAAUGGAAAGUUAUGUCGAAGAUGAUAGAGAGCAAUUUCUGAAGUAUAUGCGCGAGAAUGGCUUUCGAAAACCUGUUGACGUGUGGAUCCAUAGUAUAAAGGUAAUCCUUGAGUUGAAGAUGGAUCAUAUGGGAAAGUGGAUGAAGAAUAUAAUCAACCAAAUCUACCCUGACGAUGCGAUGUGGUUCAUUACGCAUACAGAAUGGAUGUAUCUCGCCCUCUGCACACCUUCCGAUACGGACAGGGAGUUUCUCCUAACGGAAAACUGCUAUAAUGUGUUUGAAGGACCACAGUCCGCGAUGGUAGACCCGAUAUCUGGGGAAAGGAGAUUCACGGCGUGGACGAAUUUUCAUGAGUUUAGUCCAAUAUCUCCAAAGCUCGUGAUGGUCCUCCGAAGCGUUGUCCUGCCAAAUUCCGAAGAAGAUAAAAACAAGAGGAUUAAAGAAUGGAGGGAAAAUUUGUUCAAACUUUCCGCGGGUAUGCAUGCCAACCCUUCCAUCGCGAACUCCGUACUCGCGGAUCUUCCCAUCCACAAACCGCGAAAUUCGUAUUCGUCCGUUACAUCUCACGGGAUAGAGUUAUUUGAAGGCGAAGAUGGUUCGCGGCGCGACUGCCAUCGGUUUUGUUUCCCUUUUUUCAAACUUAAUACAGAGCACGUCAACAAGAUCAAUACGAUUUUUCUAGAAAACGCAUAUACUUGUCAAUCCGUGGCAUUCAACUCACGCUCUGCGCUCAGAAUAGCGGUCGAAUAUUAUCUGACGUUACCAGCUGAUCAGGGUUUCAAGUUUGUUGCCCAAGGAAAUGGCCUCGAUUUAUCGUAUUUAUUGAAACUCGAAAAGAUUUUGAGAAAAUUAGGAUCCGAUAAGGCGUUAACGUAUUUUAUAAGCACCGCGGGCCACAUAAGCGUGCCGGGCCACCCUUCCGAUAAAAUCGACUUACAUUGA